This is a messenger RNA of Geosmithia morbida, 1368 nucleotides long. Its product is annotated as Oxalate decarboxylase/archaeal phosphoglucose isomerase, cupin superfamily. NCBI's taxonomy places the organism in Eukaryota, Fungi, Ascomycota, Sordariomycetes, Hypocreales, Bionectriaceae. The transcript has 2 exons. Bases 1 to 1368 code for a protein of 455 amino acids. The record is from RefSeq and is a predicted model, not a curated record. Gene Ontology annotation, biological process: oxalate metabolic process.
AUGAGGCUCCAGAGCAGCAGCACAACCCUCCUCCUCGUCGGCAUCGGCCUGACCUCCGCCCUCCCCCACCUGGACAGCCCCCGUCAGCGGCUCCUCAACGGCCUGGAGCUGCCAGACCGGUACCUGCGCUCUCCCAAGACUCGGGACGAGGGAACGCCCUACACACCCGGUCACCGUGAUCCCUACGAUGAGGCCGUCGAUCCCGUAACCGAGAAUCUCGACCCGAAGCCCUGGCGCAAUGGCUUGGGAGCAUCCGUCCUCGGUCCGUGGAACCCGGACCGCUCCCGGCAGGAUCCCGAUCUCGUCAGGCCGCCCAGCACCGACCACGGGAACAUCGCCAACAUGCGCUGGAGUUUUGCAGACUCUCACAUCCGGAUCGAGGAAGGUGGAUGGACCCGCCAGACGACGGUCCGUGAACUGCCCACGAGCCUGGAGCUAGCAGCCGUCAACAUGCGCCUGGACUCCGGGGCGAUCCGCGAGCUCCACUGGCACAAGGAGGCCGAGUGGGCCUACGUCCUGGACGGCGAGGUGCGCGUCACCGCCCUGGACUACGAGGGCGGCAACUUCAUCGACGACCUGAAGAAGGGGGACCUGUGGUACUUCCCCAGCGGGGUGCCCCACUCGCUGCAGGGCCUGGGGGACAACGGCACCGAGUUCCUCCUCGUCUUCGACAGCGGCGCCUUCUCCGAGGACUCGACCUUCGUCCUGACAGACUGGCUCGCGCACACGCCCAGGUCCGUCAUCGCCAAGAACUUCCACCUGGCGCCCGAGGUGUUCGACCACCUCCCCGCCGGCGAGAAGUACAUCUUCCAGGGCAGCCAGCCCGGCACCGUCGACGAGGAGCGGCCCCGGGGCAGGGAGGCCAGACGGUCCAGGUACGACUUCGCCCACCGCCUGCUGGACCAGGAGCCCAGGAGGACCUCGGGCGGGGAGGUGCGCGUCGCCGACUCGGCCAACUUCCCCGUCUCCAAGACCGUGGCGGCCGCCCACGCCGUCAUCGAACCGGGCGCCCUGCGCGAGAUGCACUGGCACCCCCUCGCCGACGAGUGGUCCUUCUUCAUCAGCGGCCGGGCGCGCGUGACCGUCUUUGCCGCCGAGGGGACGGCACGCACCUUCAACUACGGGCCCGGUGAUGUCGGCAUCGUGCCCAAGAACAUGGGGCAUUUUGUCGAGAAUAUCGGCCGCGAGCCCGUAGAGAUGCUCGAGGUCUUCCGAAGUGACCGGUUUCGCGACUUCUCUCUAUUUCAGUGGAUGGGCGAGUCGCCCAAGCGCAUGGUCGUCGAUACCAUGUUUGCCGGCGAUGAGGAGAACGGAGAUAGGUUCUGGGAAAAGGUCAAGGAUGCCCACAAGGAUGACAUCACCAAGUGA